Meloidogyne enterolobii is the source of this 1702-nucleotide messenger RNA. Lineage: Eukaryota; Metazoa; Nematoda; Chromadorea; Rhabditida; Meloidogynidae. The record is from the annotation of a GenBank genome assembly.
UCUUUUUCUUUUUUUUACGUUGAGUUAGUUGUCGAUUUCUACGCGUGGUUUUUAGUUCAGUUUUUUAAACUGCCCAAUUUUUUAGUAUACUCGCGCUUAUCUUUUCUUUAAUCCAAUUUUCAUAUUUUUAGGGUAUAAAGACAAGUUUAACCUUGUGUGACUUUAUCUAAAUUCUUGUCUAAAUUCUAACAAAUUGUAACAACAAACAGAAAUGGGCGAUCAAGACAGAAAGAAGGCUGGCGGCGGCGAUGGUGGCAAAAAGAAGGAUGGCUUUGAUACUAAAAAGUUAGCGGUUGAUUUGGUUUCUGGAGGAACUGCCGCUGUGAUUAAAACAAUAAAAUUGUUUCAGUUUUCUAAAACGGCUGUGGCGCCUAUUGAGCGUGUCAAGUUGUUGCUACAGGUUCAAGACGCUUCUCAGCACAUCACUGCCGAUUAUCGCUAUAUGGGAAUAAUUGAUGUGCUUGUUCGUGUGCCCAAAGAACAGGGAGUCCUUGCUUUUUGGUGUGGUAAUCUGGCUAACGUGAUUUGUUACUUUCCAACUCAAGCUCUCAACUUUGCGUUCAAGGACGUUUACAAAACGAUCUUCAUGGAAGGUGUUGACAAGAACAAACAGUUUGGCAAAUUCUUUUUGAUGAACUUGGCUUCAGGUGGUGCUGCUGACGCUACUUCUUUGGCCUUUGUCUAUCUUUUGGAUUUUGCUCGUACUCGUUUGGUCGCGGACGUUACAAAGGCUGGAUUCUUUGCCUUUGUUAAGGGCAUUAUCAUCUAUCGUGCGGCAUAUUUUGGCGAUUUUGACACUGCAACGAUGUAUUUUGCUAAAGAUGGACAGAAAUUGAACUUUGUGAGCUGGAUUAUUUCUCAGGUUGUAACCGUCUCUUCUGGAAUUCUUUCCUAUCUUUGGGACACCGUUCGUCGACAUAUGAUGAUGCAGCCUGGACGCAAAACAACACGUCCUCUAAAACCUGAAAAUCUUAAUGUUAUUGAAAUUAAUUCUUCAUGUGUUCUUUUUCAAUGGCAAUUAUUUAUUGAAUCGGGGGCUGGUCGGUUUAAAAUAGCUUAUGGACUGUUACAUGGUGCACAAGCUAUGUUAAAGUUAGAAGUUUUAUACCCCAAACAACAAAUACUCCUUUGCCAACAAAUUUUACCCGGCAAAGCUUUCAUUUUUGAGGUUAUACCAGAAAAAUCAAGGCAAAUAUUUGAACCUUCAACUACCUCACAAACAAUUAAACCUUUGGCUCCAAAUGAUUUGGUUGUAAAGCCUGACUUUGAAAGAAAAUGUCAAAUUUCUGUUCAAUCUGAGGAUCAAAAUGGAAGAAGUGAACAAACUAUCGUUCCAGUCAAAAAUGGACAGAUUUGUGAAGUUUAUUUCGUUUUAUUAAAUGGUAGAGGUUAUGAAUUUGCUGCAACGGCUUUAAGUGGAUCAUCUGAUUUUGGUACUAGAAUGUUGAGAAGUGGAACUGCUGAAACAGGCUUUGAUUUUGCUUGUUUCGGAUUAAAUUUGAAGUUUAUUAUUAUGACACCAAAAAGGAACAAUAAUUUUAUAAAUUAUACUGGCAAUAAAGAACAAAAUGCUAAAAUCUCAUUCAAAAAAAUGAUCUUUUGCGCCUUACAAAAUUCAUCUGGGGGUUCAAAACAGUUUAUAUUAAAAUACAUCUACAAACAUUUUCCAAUUAAAUUGGAGUACAAAAACGGUAUAUUUUAA